Messenger RNA from Saccostrea echinata, 3443 nucleotides. RefSeq names its product calcium-transporting ATPase type 2C member 1-like. The transcript has 23 exons. The coding region runs from base 47 to 2854 and encodes 935 amino acids. The record is from RefSeq and is a predicted model, not a curated record. Gene Ontology annotation, biological process: calcium ion transmembrane transport; manganese ion transport; intracellular calcium ion homeostasis. Gene Ontology annotation, cellular component: plasma membrane; endoplasmic reticulum; Golgi membrane. Gene Ontology annotation, molecular function: ATP binding; ATP hydrolysis activity; P-type calcium transporter activity. NCBI's taxonomy places the organism in Eukaryota, Metazoa, Mollusca, Bivalvia, Ostreida, Ostreidae.
AUUACGUCAACCGUAAAAAUCAAUUUAAACAUGUAACGUUGUGAGAAUGCAGAAUCCUUCAGUCGAUAAAGAACACAAAGUAGAGUUGAAAAUGGCCUCACGACAUCACAUGAUACAGCUAGUGGUAGAAGAUUCUGGGGACAUGAUGAUGUCAAUGCCCCCCGCCAAGGCGGCCACACUGUCUUAUACAGAGGUGGAGGCCCAACUGAGGACAAAUAUCGACACAGGAUUGAGUAAGGCAGAGGCCAGUAGGAGGCAGGCAUUCUAUGGGACCAAUGAUUUCCAGAUCACCACUGAGGAGCCACUCUGGAAGAAAUACCUCGGUCAGUUCAAGGAUCCAAUGAUUUUGUUGCUGUUGGCCUCUGCAUUUGUCAGCAUUUUAAUGAAACAGUUUGAUGAUGCAGUUAGCAUCACUGUGGCAAUCAUAAUUGUGGUCACAGUUGCAUUUGUGCAGGAAUACAGAUCAGAGAAAUCUCUAGAAGCUUUAACUAAACUGGUUCCUCCCAUGUGUCAUUGUUUAAGGGAUGGAAAGCUGGAGACAUUUCUAGCCCGGGACCUGGUAGCAGGAGAUAUUGUCUAUUUGUCUGUUGGGGACAAAGUUCCAGCAGAUAUUCGUUUGUUUGAGGCCAAAGACUUAGCUGUGGACGAGUCUAGCUUUACUGGAGAACCAAUGCCAAAGAGUAAAAAUACUAACCCCCUCCCUGAGAAGGAGAGGUCGGGGGUCUCCGGAAUGACAUGUGUGGCCUUCAUGGGGACACUAGUCAGGAAUGGCAAGGGUAAAGGCAUUGUCAUAGAGACAGGAACAAACUCACAGUUUGGAGAACUUUUCAAGAUGAUGCAAGAGGAAGAGGCUCCUAAGACUCCAUUACAGAAGAGUAUGGAUACUCUGGGGAAGCAACUCUCAUUCUAUUCCUUCUGUAUUAUUGGUGUCAUCAUGCUUCUGGGGUGGAUCCAAGGGAGAGGACUACUAGACAUGUUUACCAUAGGAGUCAGUUUGGCAGUAGCUGCCAUUCCCGAGGGACUCCCUAUUGUUGUCACGGUAACCCUAGCCCUAGGGGUGAUGAGAAUGGCCUCACAAAAAGCCAUAGUUAAAAAAUUACCCAUUGUAGAAACUUUAGGUUGUGCCUCAGUUAUAUGUUCCGACAAAACAGGGACUUUGACAAAGAAUGAAAUGACUGCCACACGAAUCCAUGCUGCUGAUGGACUAUAUGCUGAGGUGACAGGAGUGGGGUACAAUGCUACAGGAACCAUCCUCUGUCAGCAUGAGGAAGUGACUGACAACUCUCACCCCUCCCUUUCAAAGGUUGUAGAGGUCGGAUGCAUAUGUAAUGAUGCUGACCUUUGUCAGGAUGGACUGCAUGGCCAGCCCACUGAUGGAGCUUUGUUAGCAUUGGCAUGGAAGAUGAAUUUGCACCAUGUAAGAGAGAUGUAUACUAGAAUAGAAGAGUGGCCAUUUAAUUCUGAUACAAAGUAUAUGGCAGUGAAGUGUACCCCAGGAUAUGGAGAAAAUAAGGAGAUGAUCUACUUUGUGAAGGGAGCCCUAGAGAAAGUAUUGGCCAACUGUUCUCGCUAUUAUAACCAAGGCAACACCUCUACACUGACAGAAAAGGCCAAACAGGAGUUUUAUCAUGACGCGCGUCUGAUGGGACGAGCUGGACUCCGAGUCAUAGGUUUAGCCUAUGGGCCUGAGAUGAACAACCUUGUGUACGUGGGGAUGGUAGGAAUUUGUGAUCCUCCCAGAGAGGGGGUCAAGGAGGCAAUCACAACCUUAAUGGGAGGAGGGGUGUCAGUGAAAAUGUUGACAGGUGAUUCAGAGGAAACUGCCAAAGCUAUAGGUAGUCGCCUUGGUUUAUUUUCUACGGGAGGAAGGGCUCUGUCAGGUGAACAAAUAGAGCAAGCAGAUGAUGAACAUCUAUGUCAGAUUAUUCAUGGUGUCACAAUAUUCUACAGAACAACGCCAAAACACAAACUUAAAAUUGUCAAGGCUCUACAAAGUAAUGGUCAUGUGGUUGGAAUGACAGGAGAUGGAGUAAAUGAUGCAGUCGCGCUCAAAAGUGCUGACAUAGGAAUUUCUAUGGGCAUUACGGGUACAGAUGUCAGCAAGGAGGCUGCUGAUAUGAUUCUAGUGGAUGACAACUUUACAGUUAUUCUAUCUGCUAUAGAAGAAGGAAAAGGCAUAUUCUACAAUAUUAGGAAUUUUGUUAGAUUUCAACUCAGCACGAGUAUAGCUGCAUUAACAUUAAUAACUCUUUCUACUGUGAUGAAAUUACCAAAUCCCUUAAAUGCCAUGCAGAUUUUAUGGAUAAAUAUCAUCAUGGACGGUCCACCUGCUCAGAGUCUGGGUGUUGAGCCAGUGGACCAUGAUGUAAUUAGAAAACCUCCUAGAAAGGUCAAGGACCCUAUCAUAACCUUUGACCUCAUUAUUAAUAUCAUAAUCUCAGCUGCCCUCAUUGUAUCGGGUACACUUUGGGUGUUCUGGCGAGAGAUGAGUGACAACAAAAUCACUCCUCGAGACACCACCAUGACAUUCACAUGUUUUGUAUUUUUUGACAUGUUUAAUGCUCUUAGCUGCCGCUCGGCAGAAAAAUCAAUAUUUCAAGUUGGAUUUUUUAACAACAAGAUGUUUUUAUUGGCCGUGGGGGGCUCUCUGAUUGGUCAGCUCCUGGUGAUAUACUUCCCUCUACUCCAAGCCGUGUUUCAAACAGAGUCCCUUUAUUUAUCAGACUUGGUCUUUUUGGUAUUAUUAACAUCAUCAGUUUUUGUGGUGUCAGAAAUAAGAAAGUUUGUGAGGACUUUACGUGAGAAGAGGAAGAAAGGACUUGGGAAACAGUAUUACAGCGAUAACAGUGUCUGAUUCCCAGAAAUGUUGUUAACCAGACAUAUCUCUUUUUUAAUGUGUGAUUAUUAUCUAUAGCCAUGUGAUAGUCUUGUUGUGGGAGCUAUGUUGUUCACAACAGAUUUUAAAUGUUUUAGUGAAAUUUGAGCAGGAAAUGACAGUUUUGAUUCUUUUUUUUAAUUUUAUUAAACUGACACAAGACAUCCAGUGUUAAAUUUUGUAGAUGUUACAGAAUUGCACAAUAAUUGUACCUACAGUAUCUAGUACAUAUAUUUACACAAAAAGAUUUACAAAAGAACAAAAUAUCCUUCAAAUCAACAUGAAUACAUUUUGUAAUUUCACUGCCUUUAGAAAUUAGACAAUAAUCAAAAAUCAGUGUAGGCUUGCAAUACUUUUGUCAAAUAUCAUUCUGUGUUCAAACUAAUUUCUUUUGAAAUUUAACUUUUUUUUAAGGUAUCCAUGUUUUUCUAUGUAUUUAGAUAUAGAUGGAUUUAACAGUGUUUUCUGUAUGAUCAGAUUAAGAUUCAAAAGUGCCACUGCUGUUUUUUAUAUCGAAUUUUGUUACAAAAAUAGACAAUACAUGUAAUGUGAUUGCAUGAAUUUGAGG